AUGUCCUCCAACGUCGCUAGGUCCGGCAUCACCACCGACGCCCAAACCGGCGAACGAUACAUUCCCUCCUCAGUCCGUGCCGACGGUUCUAGGCGCAAGGAGAUCCGCGUGCGCCCCGGCUACAAGCCACCCGAGGAUGUCGAACUAUACAAGAACCGGGCUGCGGCAGCAUGGAAAACCCGCGCAAAAGGCGGGGUGCCCGGUGCGGAAGGAUUGAGCAGCGAAGACGACAAGACCAAGACCGCAACAAAACCUACAACCGCUGCCACCACUGCCACCACUGCUGCCAGUAACAAGAACGCUAAGCGCCGCGAGGCCAAGCGAAAUGCGAAGCAAACUGACGAAGCCGGUCCCACCACUGAGGGCAAGGGCGUGGAGUCAAACAACUGGCGUGCCGCCGCACCUGCACCCGCACCCGCACCUGCAGAAGAAAAGCCUGCCGAAGAGCUUGUUGAUCUUGAAGCCGAGAAGGAGAAGAAAGCCCGCAAUCUGAAGAAGAAGCUACGCCAGGCACGGGAUCUUCACGAUAAGAAGCAGCAGGGAGAGGCGCUGUUGCCUGAACAGUUGGAGAAGGUUAUAAAAAUUCAGGAACUGGUCCGGCAGCUAGAUGUUUUGGGCUUCGAUUCUAAUGGGGACAAGAAAAAUGGGGACACCAAUGAGAAUGCUUGA
This is a messenger RNA of Penicillium vulpinum, 669 nucleotides long. RefSeq names its product putative RNA binding protein Pym. NCBI's taxonomy places the organism in Eukaryota, Fungi, Ascomycota, Eurotiomycetes, Eurotiales, Aspergillaceae. Bases 1 to 669 code for a protein of 222 amino acids. Gene Ontology annotation, molecular function: RNA binding. Gene Ontology annotation, biological process: exon-exon junction complex disassembly. The transcript has a single exon. Gene Ontology annotation, cellular component: cytoplasm; exon-exon junction complex. The record is from RefSeq and is a predicted model, not a curated record.